This is a messenger RNA of Tarenaya hassleriana, 674 nucleotides long. Its product is annotated as glycine-rich protein 5. The record is from RefSeq and is a predicted model, not a curated record. The transcript has a single exon. Bases 17 to 478 code for a protein of 153 amino acids. Lineage: Eukaryota; Viridiplantae; Streptophyta; Magnoliopsida; Brassicales; Cleomaceae.
UCUCGAAUUCCUUGCCAUGAAAAUGGACGUGAAAUUCUCAAUCACUGUUCUUGCGCUCGUCUUGUCCGUUCUCUUCGUCAGCGCACGUAACCUGCAUGGCGAUGAUAAUACGUGGACCGUUGCUGAAAAAGACACGCAACGUUAUCAGCCUCUGCCUAUUCACGGUGGCUCCGCCGCCGCGCCGAAAGCAGAGCCGCCGAGUAGCUCCGGCCAUGUCGACGACCGGAAAAACUUCAUCUACGGCGCUGGAAUUGGCGGCGCCGCCGGAGUCGGCGGGUUCAUGGGAAUGCCCGGCGGCGGCGGGGGGAUGCCAUUGCUCGGAGGCGGCGCUGGAGGGAUGCCGUUGCUCGGUGGAGGUCUUGGCGGGGCGGCCGGAUUUGGCGGUGGACUUGGAUUCCCCGGCGGAGUUGCUGGUGGUGGGGCGUCCGGCGGCGCAGGCGGAGUUCCGAGCUCCGGCGGGGUGUUACCGCUUCCUUGAGAUUAUUAUGGUUAUAAUUAAUGAAUCGUUAUGGUCGGUGUUUAGGAAUAAUUAAGUGUUUCGGUGUUUGUGUUUUAGGGCAUGCAUGCAUGCAUGCAUGUGUUACUGUUCGUUUGCGUCUUUUGUUGUGUUUGUUGCUUUUGUAGUUCGUUUGUCGGCGUUGUUUUUUUUCUGGUUAUCGGUUUAAAUUAACGGU